AUGGUGACAGACAGUUCGAUGUGUACAGCAACAUUGGUGUCCACCCGAGCUGUGAUCACAGCUGGUCAUUGUGUGUGUGGACCGAAAUCAAUCAACAGGAUCUCCUUCCAGACACUAAGUGAUUUCGACAAGCGAUCGGUAAAUUAUCAGGCGAUAUCAGUCAAGGUUGCACCAGAAUACGAUCCAGUGUGUCAGUUGAAACGAGCCAAUCAGCGUACACAACAGUCAUUCGGUGGUUAUGAUAUGGCGAUUGUGACGUUGUCGGGUAUAGUGGAUGUGUCCAGUGGAGUUAGAGUGAUUAGUUUGGCGUCGGCGUCGGAUAUUCCUGUACCGAACAGUAUUGUUUUCAUUGUUGGAUACGGGAAGGAUUCGAAGGCGUCGGAUGAUACGCGCAAAUAUGGUGGUGUAUUGAAGAAGGGUCGUGCCACUGUAAUGGAAUGUAUGCACAAAGUCGUUGGAAAUCCAAUCUGUAUCCGACCUGGUCCCGUUUCAGCACAAAUUGUCGGUCCAGGUGACAGUGGUGGACCACUUCUGCUAACGCCUCAAGGACCAAUUAUUGGUGUCGCUUCGAAUGGAGUUUUCCUCCCGGCUAUUAAUGAUUUGACUGUGGAAUAUGCAAGUGUCAGCAGGUCACUGGAAUUCAUUAUGUCCAAUAUCUAA
Molecule: messenger RNA, 660 nt
Organism: Trichobilharzia szidati
Lineage: Eukaryota; Metazoa; Platyhelminthes; Trematoda; Strigeidida; Schistosomatidae
Source: the annotation of a GenBank genome assembly